Molecule: messenger RNA, 1475 nt
Organism: Cynara cardunculus var. scolymus (artichoke)
Lineage: Eukaryota; Viridiplantae; Streptophyta; Magnoliopsida; Asterales; Asteraceae
Product: mediator of RNA polymerase II transcription subunit 27
Exons: 7
Coding region: 44-1297 (417 amino acids)
Biological process (GO): regulation of transcription by RNA polymerase II
Cellular component (GO): mediator complex
Molecular function (GO): transcription coactivator activity
Source: RefSeq, a predicted model, not a curated record
UAAAAUUCAGCACAAGAGAGAAAUAACAUCACACAACACCAAGAUGCAGCACCAACACUCACAACCACCAGUGCAAUCCGCCGGAAAUCUCAUCUCUUCUCCACCGGAGUCGCAAGGUUCUACGACGGACGCCCCUCCGAAACAGGUAGCUCUAGCUAUGGAUCGUUUAGCCCAUGCUGCGCGACUCAUCGCCGACAUCAGACUCGGUGCCGACCGCCUCCUCGAAGCCCUAUUUAUCGCCGGACAGCAGCCUCACCAGUCCAGCUCCAAUAAACCGUUGCAUUUGAUCAUUCAAGAAGGAGCUUCUAUGCGACAGUACCUCCAGGAUCUUCGAACUAUUGGAAGGCAAUUGGAAGAUUCUGGAGUUCUCAAUGAAUCGCUUAGGUCAAGAAGUAAUUCUUGGGGCCUCCACAUGCCUUUAGUUUGUCCAGAUGGUGCUGUUGUUGCAUAUGCAUGGAAACGCCAACUUGCUGGUCAGGCUGGAGCAUCUGCUGUUGAUAGGACCAGGUUGGCUCUGAAAGCAUUUACUGAUCAAAAACGACGGUUUUUUCCUCACCUUGAUGAGGAUUCUGGAAAUGAGCCAGUCUCCAAAAAGCAUCGUGGGAACCAAACUCCAACUGUGAGUCAGCAAGAAGAGUUUAGUGACUUGAGAACUGUUUCAGAUGUUUUAACGGAACUGGAGAAAGAAGUUCCAGAAGUCAAAACUUCUACUUAUCAACGAUUGGAUUGGUUAAAACGAGCUUCAUUACUUCCAAGUUCAUCAAGUGAGACUUUGGAUGAAUCAUCAAAAGAUCAUAAUUUUCACAGUUCUAGGGAUAUCAGACCCGGGUCAGGGGGUGCAGUUGUGGGCGAUCAGAUCGCUGUGAUUGAGCUGUUGAUCCCUUCUGUAUUUAGAGCAGUAAUAUCAUUACAUCCAACUGGUUCACUUGAUCCUGAUGCAGUAGCUUUCUUUUCACCAGAUGAGGGUGGCAGCUAUGUACAUGCAAGGGGGGUUUCAGCCUUCAACACAUUCAGGAACAUCACGGAACAUGCUGCCAUGGCUCCGCACCAUUUUAUCGGUGUGAAUCCGGAGACAGCACUAUGUUCUUUACUGCGCUGGAUCUGCAGUUAUCAAACUCUAUUCACAAAAGUCUGCAGUAAAUGUGGGAAGCUACUUUCUAUGGAUAAAGAAUCAGCUUUGCUAUUGCCUCCUGUUCAACGGCCGUACCGGAACUUACAUUCGUCAAGUAAGGAUGAGAGCAUCCAUGUCCACGAUAUCCCGGCCUAUCACAUCGGCUGUUUUCCCCAAGACGCAUAGCAUAUAGAGCUUAGAUUCGGUUGUAGUUUGUAUGGUAAAUUUAGAUUUUUUGUACAUAUCAAUCCAGUUUUGAUGCCGUCAUGUAAUGCCUCAUGAAACUUCAAUUUCACUUUCAUUUCGAAAAAGGAUGGUACCUCUGGUAAAUUAUUUGAGAAACAAACAAAAAAUUAUUGCGACA